GACUCCUGUCACGCUCCUCACAGUCGGGUUGGUGGGAGCUGGGAACACCGGAGACCCGACUUCCAGGUGACGUUAUCGUCGCGGCCGCCGGCACGCCCGUCUUCUGUGCUUCGGUUGGCUCAGCGUCGUGGACGAGCCGCUCUCAGCGUCCAUUCUGGAAGACCGGGUUGCUCGGGGAGCGCCGCCGGGAGCCCAGGGCAGAUCCUGGGUUCUGAACCCCCCAUCCAAGGAACUCAGGAGAAGGGGUUGACAGUCUCUGCAUCCCUAACCACCCUGGACCAGGACCCAGCAUGUCUCAGGCCACCAAGAGGAAGCACGUGGUGAAGGAGGUGUUGGGGGAGCACAUGGUGCCCUCUGACCAUCAGGAGAUUGUGAGGGUCCUCAGGACCCCAGGGAACAAUCUGCAUGAGGUGGAGACAGCCCAAGGGCAACGCUUCCUGGUGAGCAUGCCCUCCAAAUACCGCAAGAACAUUUGGAUCAAGAGAGGGGAUUUUGUCAUUGUUGACCCCAUUGAAGAGGGAGAAAAAGUGAAAGCUGAGAUCUCCUUUGUGCUCUGCAAGAACCAUGUGCGCUCCCUGCAAAAGGAAGGGCUCUGGCCCGAGGCCUUCUCUGAAGUGGCUGAGAAACACAGCAACAGGAGCAGACAAACUCAACCAGAACUGCCAGCGGAGCCACGGUCAUCAGAAGAGUCCAGCUCUGAAGAUGAUUCUGACCUCUUUGUUAACACCAACCGCAGACAGUACCACGAGAGUGAAGAGGAGAGUGAAGAGGAGGAGGCAGCCUGAGACCCCAGAACCCACUUCUCCGCUUGCUCAGGGACUGGUCUCUGGCUCCUCUGGACUUGGACAUUCCCAGGGUGCUCUGCAGAUUUUCACCCCUUGAUGGGGAGGAGGCAGGGCCCCUCUCUGAACUGACCUUCUGGCUUAGGAGAAUUAAACCCCUGGUGGGUAGUGACUUGA
This is a messenger RNA of Carlito syrichta (Philippine tarsier), 959 nucleotides long. It is a transcript of the gene EIF1AD, whose product is annotated as eukaryotic translation initiation factor 1A domain containing. NCBI's taxonomy places the organism in Eukaryota, Metazoa, Chordata, Mammalia, Primates, Tarsiidae. Gene Ontology annotation, molecular function: translation initiation factor activity; RNA binding. The transcript is spliced from 6 exons. Gene Ontology annotation, cellular component: nucleus. Bases 291 to 785 code for a protein of 164 amino acids. The record is from RefSeq and is a predicted model, not a curated record. Gene Ontology annotation, biological process: translational initiation.